UUCGUUUGUUCGUUUACUAAAAAAAGAAAAGUAUAAUAAUAAUAAUAAUAAUAAUAAUAAUCAUAAGAAAUAGUAAUGGCUCAAUGCAAGUUAACCCCACGGGAGUUUAUCAGCAAUACCUUUUCCCCACAAAUUGCUGCAGUAUGCACAUCUGCUGCCGAUGCGACAUGUCAAAAAAAUAAUUUAUCAUUUGUUGAACUUUUGCAACCAUUCUGCAAGCUAAAUACCGAAGGACAUUUGAAGGAUCCACAAGGAAAUGUUAUAACUAUUAGAAAUCUUCGACUUUCUAUACAAGAUGUUAAUGCACAUCCCCCUGAACCCAGUGUUGCAAGGAAAAUGUUGAAUGAAGCUGUUAGUUCGUCCAUGUGCGAACGUACUACCGUUGUUCGUAUUGGAACCGUUGAUUUAGAUAUUCCUAUAUCCGUUCCAUGGUUCGAAGCAUGGAGAGAAAUGUUUCUUAGCGUGCAGUUUCCUUCGGAUCAUGAAUUUACAAGACACUUUUUGGCCUGUAUGAUUGUUGUUUCAACGGCAGAUGAUAAUCCUUUAGAGAAAGUACAAGCAAUGGGUUCGCAAUUACACCAAAGUAUUCCUGGGAAAUUACCAAAGUGGUUUAAUAACAAUGCAUUAAGAUAUUACAUUCUAAUACAUGAUGCCUUACUGGACGAUAAGAAUAAGGCAGAAACUGUUUUUACAGAGAUGAAAAAUAUUUAUGGUGCUAAUAAUUGUUUCCUUUUACAAAUGAAUUCACGACCGCCAGGACAAAUUGAUGACAAUUCACAUUUACCAGAUCCUUGGAGUCAAUUUUUAAUAAAACGUACAGAAUUAUCGAGCGGUAGCGAACAAAAUAGUUCACCACGUACUCCGGCAGACAUGGGAGGUGUAUCUGCUAUGCCAAAUGAAGUGACAACAGAGUCAGAAAAAUCGAGUCAAGCUGGAACACCGAUUGUUCAGCAAAACAAUGCAUUAGUUUCUCCAGAUGUAGCCGAUACAAUAAGCCUUUCUUCUGAAAUGUCAGAACCUACUACUAGCAAUGUGCAAUUAGAAGUUGGACAAGAAGCAGUUUCUGUAACUAUUCACCCCCUUAGUCCGGAGAAUGACAAGUUGCAUAAUAUUACUUCGACUGCUAAUAUUAAAGCUCAUAUAUCUAGUAAUUCACCAAUUAAUGCCAAUGUUUGGGCAGAUUCUCCAAAUUACAUUGCUGCACAACACGGUGCAAGAUUAUCUACGCAAGAUCUUGAAAGACUGAGAUCACUCGUAACAGAAUUUUGUUUGAAAAGUUUAUUUCCAUAUGUUGAGAAACAAAUAGGUUUAUUAAAUGACGUUAUUUCGAAUAAAAAGGGUGUUAGUAGAUCACUCUUUAGCGCAACAAGAAGAUUGUUCGGUACAAAUAAACCAGGAGCACCAGGAUCCGCUCCAUUAAAUGCUGUGAUUUAUACCGCAGAGUCUUCCGAAUUACAAUUGCGUCGUUUGGGUGAUUUGUCUUUUAUAUUUGGUCAUUAUUCGCUGGCUUAUCAAGCAUACCACAGCGCAAAACGAGAUUUUGCAAGCGAUCAAGCAUGGCUUUAUUACGCGGGUGCUCUAGAAAUGGCUGGUUUGAGCGCUUUCAUGCAAGGUGAAAUGAAUCGAAAAACAAUAGAGUACAUGGAUGAUGCAAUAUUAACUUAUUCAAAUAGUUGUAAGAUGCCCCAAUUUGCAACGAGAGCAACAUUGCUCAGCGCUGAGUGCUUGAAGGGCCGUGGAUUAUACGGGGAAGCAGCCAAACAGUUAAUACGUAUGACGUGCGAAGAUUCUGAUUUGCGUUCGGCUUUACUUCUCGAACAAGCUGCUUAUUGUUUUAUCGGUCCGAAAAUGAUGAGAAAGUAUGCAUUUCAUGCUGUCUUGGCUGGGCAUAGAUUUUCAAAAGCAGGCCAACGAAAACAUUCUUUAAGAUGUUAUCAGCAAGCUUAUCAGGUAUAUCGUGACAGAGGAUGGUCAUUAGCAGAAGAUCAUAUACACUUUACCAUUGGUAGGCAAGCAGCUUCUUUAAAGCAAGUUAAAGAAUCUGUCAAGGCAUUUGAAAAAUUAUUAAAUGCUAAUAGUAAACAACCAUCACUACAACAAGCUGCUUUUUUACGAGAAUUUUUACAUACUCAUAAUUUAUUACUUCAAGAAGAUGCUACGAAUAACCAGGAGCUUCCUGUAUUGCCUUUACCAUUGAUAGAUAGUAACAAGAUUAAGGUAUUAUAUGGGCAUUUAUGCGAAUCAACCGAAGAUAGUAGUAUUUCGGCGAGUCAUGUAUCAUUAGACGAUGAAGAGACAGACGAUGUAAGAUGGUCAAAGAUGGAAGAAAUACUUAUAAUCGAAGCUCAGGGAACACCACCUAUGAUAUUUAAGCCAUCCAUUAUAUUGUAUUCGAGUAUAAGUAAUAAUACUGUCAAACCAAAUGCCGUUUUGAAUGAACCAGUGCAUUUUUCUAUUGAAUUACAUAAUCCACUACAUAUACCAUUACCAUUAUCUAACGUAACUUUAUUGUGGUCAUUUACAUGUAAUGAUCAUUCUGUUACUAAUGAAACAAAUCUAUUGGAAGAAGGAUUGUCGGAAUCGGAACAACUGGUUGACACGCAAGUAAUCAAUUCGAUAAUAUUACAUCCAGUUUGUAAAGAACGUAUUGUAUUAUCUCUGACACCUAAGCAAGUAGGACAGGUCAAAGUUUUGGGUUUGAAAUACAACAUGUCUAAUCCAAUUCAUGCAAUGUUAGACGCACCUAUUACAAAUCCAAGCAUUUUUGUUGCUGGCAAACGAUUGUUCAAGAUCAAAGGACCCAAAUUAAAAAAUGUCAAAGAAAAGCCAGGCGUGCAAAUAUAUGCUGCAGAUUAUAGAUUAGAGAUGAGUGUCAUUAAAAAAGCUCCAUAUAUGCAGGUUUAUUUUAGCAAAUUAUCAUCUGAAAUGUUAUGCGGAGAAAUACAAAAAGUAGAAGUAACUUUAAAAAAUAUAGGAAAUGCGCCAUUAACAAAUAUUUAUCUUACUUCUGUCAAUGCUAAGUUAUUUUCAUUGGGAAAUGAGGAUGAACUUAAUGAAGAUUCAUCGAAGAAAAGCAAUAAAGCUGUAACAAAAGUUUUGCUAUCUUCAGAUAAAAAUAACAUUUUAAAAGUAGGUGAUGUUCAUAAGAUGCCAUUGUGGAUCCAAGCGCCUUAUAAAAAAGGAAGUCAUAGAUUAGAUUUACUUUUUUACUAUGAAAAUGUUGACUCUGAAAGUAUUAGUAUUCCAAGGCACAGAUUAUGCAGACACACGUGGCAUUUGGAAGUAUUGGAUUCGAUUAAAAUCAGAGCAAUCGCAUCAAAAAGUUCAGUAUUUAAAGAUACCUUACCGACAUUAAAUAUGAAAAUGUCAGUGAAGAACAUGAAUCAGAUUCAUGAUACUUUAAUUAAUGAAAUAUCAAUAUUAGCUGUGUCUUGCCAAAGUGACACUUGGUCAAUAUUUAAAUCAUCUGUCCCAACAUCUAAUAUUAUAAUACGGUCGCAGGAGAUAUUUCAUUUUUUGUUUAAAUUACAAAAGAAAUCUGAUAACUCAGCAGCAGCAGCAGCAGCAGCAGCAGCAGCAGCAAUAUUUUCAAAUGUAUCGAUAGAAGAGGAUACCAAAAACGAUGAAAUAUCGAAAAUAGAUUAUCCGUUCAUGAAUUUUGUACAAAAGAGAUAUAUUUUACCAUUGGAUAUAGAUGAAAAUGCAGCUGAUGUGCAAUUGCAAUUACAAGAAAUUAAUCAAAAGAAUAAGGAUCCUCUUUUAAGUACUAUGAUGAUGAAUUCGACUUUAAUUGUUAGAUGGAAAAAUAAGGUAAUAGAAAAUGGUUGUGUCGUUAGGCAAAUGAUUGGUCAGCAUCAUAUUGAUAUGAAAUAUUUGAAUGAAGUUUAUAAAUAUCCAAAAGAAAUACAAGUAGAACAAAGCGAAUAUUGUGGACGUUUGAAGAUAUUUGGACCAGAUAGGAAUAUACCAGAUUUAUCGAUAAUAAAUAAUAAAGAACAAUUAGUAGGAGUUGAUUUUCAAACGAAUGCAACUAUCUUCUGUAAAAAUGUAAUAACAUUUUCUUUAAGACAUUUACGACAAGGCGAGCAUAAUUUUAGAGAAAAUAGACUUUGCGUUAUACCAGUUACAAUGUACAUACAAAAUCAUCUACAAUCAAAAAUUGAUGUCAGAAUAAACACGAUCGGAACAAGCAGCGAUACUCAACUUCCAAGUAUUAAAACUCAACUUUACUCGCCGAAUGCUUCGACAAACUUCCGAUAUAUUAGUCAUUCGACAAUCAAUUGUUGCAUAGAGUCUCUCGCACAGAAUACUAUUAAAUUGCAAGCUAUAUUAUCAGCUCCUGGUACAUACAAUUUAGCAGCAAGAAUAGAAGUAUCUGUAAAAAUUGUAAAUAAUAGAGAAUUCAUUCCUCAAGAAUGGAAUAUGGAAAGUAUAUGCAUUAUGAAGAAUGCAGCUGUAUAAAAUUCAUUAUCGCAAUAUUAGGUAUCAUUGAGAUAACAAAUAUCACAUUGAUUACAUUGUUUAAUUUAAUUAAAAAUCAUUCCUUUGCCUCUA
Molecule: messenger RNA, 4554 nt
Organism: Polistes dominula (European paper wasp)
Lineage: Eukaryota; Metazoa; Arthropoda; Insecta; Hymenoptera; Vespidae
Gene: l(3)76BDm
Product: trafficking protein particle complex subunit 8 homolog l(3)76BDm
Cellular component (GO): TRAPPIII protein complex
Molecular function (GO): protein binding
Source: RefSeq, a predicted model, not a curated record